This is a messenger RNA of Penicillium oxalicum, 2478 nucleotides long. RefSeq names its product NCBP1 family protein. NCBI's taxonomy places the organism in Eukaryota, Fungi, Ascomycota, Eurotiomycetes, Eurotiales, Aspergillaceae. The record is from RefSeq and is a predicted model, not a curated record. Gene Ontology annotation, biological process: nuclear-transcribed mRNA catabolic process, nonsense-mediated decay; mRNA export from nucleus. The transcript has 7 exons. Gene Ontology annotation, molecular function: mRNA binding; RNA cap binding. The coding region runs from base 1 to 2478 and encodes 825 amino acids. Gene Ontology annotation, cellular component: nuclear cap binding complex; nucleus.
AUGGCUGACCAUGAUCGCCGCCACAAUGGCUUCCGAGGGGGUGGUGGUGGGCGCAAGCGCCGUUACCGAGAUGAUGAGGAUUUUGAUCGUCGUCCACAGCGGAGAAGAUAUGAAGAGCCGCUCUUUGUACAGAUUCGGCGGCAACUAUUGACCAUUGCGGAAUCGGCCGCUCGCCGGGUUGAAGAUGAUGUUUUGAGCAUUGCGAAGACUGUCUCUGAACACUACGAAGACGAGGAGCUUAGAAAGACUCUAAUCAACAUUUCGCUGGACCUUGUUCUCGAACAGCCCAUGAAGAUCCCCUUUGUUGCUGCGACAGCUCUUUUUGCGUAUAAGAGCAAACCGGAGCUCGGAACGGAACUGAUCAACAAGGCGGCUACAACUUUGCAGAAGAACAUUGAUUCUGGAUCAUGGCGCGAGGUCAAGCUCCUUGUCCGCUUCUUGGGAUGUCUUCAGCCUCUGUUUGAGGGUGAGGGUAUUUUCCCACUUUUGGAGGAGCUUUUUGCUCGCGCGGUAGACCUUCAAACCACUUCUUCAGAAGACUUACUCGGUCUGGAGCUUGUGAAGAUCAUCUUGUUCACCAUUCCCUAUGUGAUGUCGUCUCCUGCUACGGGCUUUGAGUCUCUUGCAUCCGGCAUGCUCGAAAAGACGGAAAUCAUCGCGUCGACCCCCCAUAACCUGGUUGAUCUGGUGAAGACAUUCGGGACCAAAGAGGACGAAGCCACCACCGGCUCGAGCUUCAUCAGUGUGCUGCAGAGUCAAUUGCAGGGAGAAGCUUCCAAAGGAUGGGAAUUGAAGUGUCUGCCUCGUCCAUGGAAGGACGCACGAGACUCGGAAGGGGAAGAGCAACCGCCCUUUGAGAUUGCGACCAAGAUCGCCUUCCCCCACAUCACGGUCCCCAGUCCAGUUGCUUAUGGACCUCGCGCGCUUUUCCCGGAGGUGUAUCUUUCAGUUUACGCGAACCAGGAGGUCGAUACGGUUCCUCCCGUCUCGGAUAUCACGUCCUCCCUCUUGAGGGACGCCAUGGUCGAUACCCUCAACAAUCUGGAUUUCAACCGUGUUGCGACGGCCAAGUACUUGAUUGACGUGGAUUGUUAUUACACUCGCGACACAUUCGUCAAGCGUGCUACGCCAUUCGAUCGGAUGCGUGACAUGGCCGGGGACAACAAGGCUUGGAAGCCUGAAGACGUAGCGGUUGAUGCAGUCUUCUCUCAGCUGUUCCAGCUUCCAGCCCCAGAGCACAAGCUUGUCUACUACCACUCUGUGCUGACAGAAUGCUGCAAGAUUGCUCCUGCGGCUAUUGCCCCCAGUUUGGGUCGUGCCAUUCGAUAUCUUUACAACAGCCUCGAGACGAUGGAUCUUGAGCUCUCCAGUCGGUUCCUCGACUGGUUUGCGCAUCACUUGAGCAACUUUGGAUUCACGUGGAAGUGGAGUGAAUGGGUCGAUGAUUUGGAACUCCCAGCCGUCCAUCCUCGGCUGGCGUUUAUUCACGGAGCUCUGGACAAGGAAAUUCGUCUGAGCUUCGCGCAGCGUAUCAAGGGUACUCUGCCCGAACCAUAUUUGCCAUUGAUUACGGAAGGCAAGGAGAGAGACACGCCCGAGUUCAAGUAUGCUUCAGAAACAACCCCCUACGCCAAGGAAGGUCAAGAGCUUAUGCAGCUCAUUCGCAAAAAAGCAAGUGACGACGAAUUCCAGCCCGUGUUGACUGCGAUUGAGGAGCAGGCCCAAGGUCUGGGUGUGGAUGAACCCAAGGUCCCGUCUACGGACGCCCUUGUGACCUCGAUCUGCUUUGUGGGCUCCAAAUCCCUGUCGCACGUCCUGUCGUGCAUCGAGCGUAACAAGGAUCGGCUAUUGGCCAUUGGUGCCGCUUCUGAGAAAGCUCGUUUGCAAAUCAUCACCUCGGUGAUGGAAUACUGGAGGGACCAGCCCGGUGUUGCCAUCAACAUUAUCGACAAACUACUCAACUACACCAUCAUCAGCCCCAUGUCUGUUCUCGAAUGGGUCCUCACCGAACACAUUGCCGCGGGCGCGAUUCUCUCCAAGUCCCACAUCUACGAGAUGGUGUUUGCCACGGUGGGCAAAGUGACCAACCGAAUGCGGCAAAUCGUGGCCGCUCGAGCCCAAAAGAAUCUCUACGAGCCUCAACUCAGCGUUCUCGAAGAGACCCUCCUGCGUGAACGGGCGGAGAUGCAGAAUCUGUUCAAGUUCAUUGAGGACUCGCUUGUCUCUGUCGCAUCGGGCAGUAACGACGAGUUGAUGGAGCGUGGCGAUGGAUCGGGUGACCUGCCCGAGGACGCCAUCCUACGACAGUGGGGUCGCCGCUGGCUGCGUGUUUUCCGUCGCAAGGCGCUGGUGGAGGAGGCUUUUAUUUCGGGCGCUCUGCUGAAUGCCACUCCGGUUGGCACUCAGGCCCCGGCAGAGGAGGAAACCGCGGAUUCCGCGGCUGACGGGGAUAUUGCCAUUGCCGAUGCAGCCGAAUAG